Messenger RNA from Chaetomium strumarium, 1912 nucleotides. RefSeq lists its product as uncharacterized. The transcript has 2 exons. The coding region runs from base 434 to 1465 and encodes 343 amino acids. NCBI's taxonomy places the organism in Eukaryota, Fungi, Ascomycota, Sordariomycetes, Sordariales, Chaetomiaceae. The record is from RefSeq and is a predicted model, not a curated record.
CUAGCAUUAUCAAACACCAGAUGACUGAGCCGGUAUGUUGCAUUUCUGUCUUUUCGACGAAGCUUUUCCCGCGCUGUCGGCUUGUGCCGUGUCCUGUUUCAUCGACAUCCCAUCUCCCCAUCCUCUAGAAUGACAUGGCGGACUAUUGGGGUGGGAUGAAUCUGAAGGAGGGUGUAUCGUCUCCCUUGGCCACCUUUUAAGGCCUCGUAGGUCGAUAUUGAAAAGUCUACUUCCUCUCUGUACCGGCUUUACACCUACUUCGCUCCUUUCUGUCCCUCUUCAGUUCUUCCCGUCUUUUGGAGAGUGUCUAUGCUCAGUCCGACACAGGGUGACCAUUCUACCCGUUCCUAACAUAAACUUACCGACACGAUAAAGUUGUGCUCGCUUGCUGCCAUUCUUUUUUUCACAGCGACGGUCCCUCUCGCCGUCCACCAUGAAGACACUCGCGCUCCUUCUAUCAGCCGGUCUGGUGUCGGCGCGGGUCAAUCUUCCGAAUCAAAUUGGGAUCAAUAGCGUGGCGGGCAUCAACCUCAACCUCAGUGACGGCUCAAACAUUGGUAACGCACAAGGCCUCAACCUGAGCAGCUUCAAGCUCGUCGAUCUAGACCUACAUAAGUGGUCUGGAGAUGGGGGUCCUGAACCUAGGCAGCGUCGACCUCGGAAACCAGGACAUCGUUGCCGAGACCAUCCUGGCUAUGCUAGGAAGGCUCUGCUUGGGCAACGCCCUGAGCCUGCAAAACAUCUGAGCUUUGGGUUCAACAAUGAUGUGGACCUGUUCCUCCAGAUCGCACAGUUGAUGCAGCUGGAGCAGCUCGGGUUUGUGGAUUUGGGAAAGAUCCAUUCGCUGCUUAACUCGGGGCUUGUUCUAGGCGGGUUCGAUCUGGGCGUAUUCAAGCGAGAGAACGAGGUGGCCAAGAAGACUAUGAAGCGCACCAAGCUGCGGCGGGGUCAGAAGGUCAAGCGGCAGUGUGUCACCAUGGGUGCACCCGCGGCGACCUCUGCUGAGGAAGGCAUCUUCACCAUUGCCACGGUUCCGAACCCUGGCAGUCCCCUGGCCGCCACGGCGAUGACUGCCACGGAGGAUUCCGCGGUUGCGACUGAAGCGUCUAGUUCCGUGGCGGCGGCGACUUCGGCGUCCAUUGCGGUAGCUAUAACUGCAUCUGCGACGUCUGCUGUUGGAGCCAUGGCAUCAUCCACAUCUGUUGCCUCGGCUGCCACUUCAGUAGCUGCUGCUGCGCAGAUGUCGCUGCCUCAGUUGCUACCGUUGCUCAAGAAGCCGCUGCCAUCUCCAGUGCUGUUUCGGUCGUCGCUUCUGUCACGCCUGAUGCCUCCCUUCCUGUGGCUGCUGAGACUUCCGCCGCGGCGGCGGGGGCGGCUGGUGCCGUUGGAGGGAUUGACAACUUGUCGGACUUCACUCGUGAAAGGGGUAGCGGCUGGUCUGGGUUAUGCGGCCCUUUUUGAUUAAGGUUGACGAGCCACGGACUUCUGUGACCCCUUCUUCGGUUCUCUAUUCAUUGUCUCAUACACAAUAUAAGGUGCCUACUUGAAACCUUACCAAUUCCCUACGGGUAUAGGGCUGGGGGACCCCAAAUCGAUCUGUAGAAGGUAUUAAGGAGUCAUCUUUGAAUCGAAGUGGAAGGCUAACUAACUUAGGACACCUUAUUGCCUGAGUUGGAGAUCGGAUGACAGUCGAGGUUGAGAUGAUUCGGAAACCCGGAUGCCAUCCGGAAUUCUGGGACCGGCACCGGGUGGCGGGUGCAGCAAUGGAAGGACACACGCCUGUCAUUGCAAUCGCGAGGAACGGGAUCUCAACUGCUUCUGUGCCCGGAAGCAACACAAUUCCGGCAGCCAAGCCUUCCGACCCAGAAUUUUGCCUCAUGCGAGGUGCCGGAUGCUCUGCAGUCGAGUAAUG